UCACCUGAACCACACAACAUAUCCAUACACACAGACUGACGAGACUGCGAAACGCUGCACAGCCAUCCUCCUCUGUCCCUCUGUCUCUCCCUCUCUCUCUCUGGAAUUCUCGUAUGCAUUCACAAGAAUAGUGAUGAGCAAUUCGAAUAAAAUUUCUACGCAUUCGUCGUCGUCAUCAAUGGCGGCGAAUUCGACGCCCACGGACAGUUCUGGUAAGAAGGUACGGAAGCCCUAUACUAUUACCAAGUCCAGAGAGAGUUGGACUGAAGAAGAACACGAUAAGUUCCUCGAAGCUCUUCAAUUGUUUGAUCGCGACUGGAAGAAAAUCGAAGACUUUGUUGGUUCCAAGACAGUAAUUCAGAUACGAAGUCAUGCCCAAAAGUAUUUUCUAAAGGUCCAAAAGAACGGAUCAGUAGCACAUGUUCCACCACCUCGCCCCAAACGCAAGGCCACACAUCCCUAUCCACAAAAAGCUCCCAAAAAUGUUUUAUUGCCACUUCAAGCAUCAUUGGGCUAUGCAUCUUCCCUGAGUGGGCUUGCAUCUGGAUACUCUCCAUGGGAUCAUGACACCUCCCUGCUUAUGAGCCCAUCUGGUCGAAUCUUACCACCACAAGAUGAAAUUGAAUAUGAUCUCCAUGGAUAUGAAGGCGUUCAUGCAUCUGACACUGGAUCAAAGGGGACAGGAAGGAGUAGUGGUAUAGGAAGCUCAAAUAGAGAAAUGCCAAGUUCUGAACAAGGUUCUGUCCUCUAUGGUACACCGGAUUUCUCUGAAGUUUAUAGCUUUAUUGGAAGUGUUUUUGAUCCAGAGAGUAAAGGGCAUGUGCAGAAACUAAAGGAGAUGGAUCCUAUAAACUUUGAAACAGUGUUACUGUUGAUGAGAAACCUGACAGUGAACUUAUCAAGUCCAGACUUUGAGCCAAUGAGAAAGGUUCUGUCAUCAUAUGAUGUGAAUUCCAAAAGUAUAGGAGUUUCUGCAUGCAAUGUUUACCAAGAAUCAGAGCCAUAAUUACUAUAUAUAUGUAAACUACAAAUGAGAAUGCAUCAUGCACAAAGAUCAAGAAAGUCGCAUCCCAAAUAUCAUCGCAUGUGAAGAUGGUCAUAUAACUCAUAUGGUUAGUGCUACGUUUUUUUUUUUUUUUUUGCAUAUGGUGCUUCUUCUUCUUGUAUUUUUUUAAUGUGAUGAUUUCGUGAGUUGUAUAUUUGUAAGAGUGGUGUUGCUACAAAAAGUAACAGAGGGAGAAGUAAUCCAUAGGAUUAAUAAAUAAUCAAAAGAAAAAAAUUGUCUUGUAAACCAACUUAAAUGUUUUUUUUUUUAUUUAAUGGAAAAGGAACUUUUCAAAGUGUCA
Lactuca sativa (garden lettuce) is the source of this 1346-nucleotide messenger RNA. Its product is annotated as protein REVEILLE 8. Gene Ontology annotation, molecular function: DNA binding. The record is from RefSeq and is a predicted model, not a curated record. Lineage: Eukaryota; Viridiplantae; Streptophyta; Magnoliopsida; Asterales; Asteraceae.